AUGGCGACCGAAACAGAGACGAAGAUAGAGGUGGCACGGCCGCCAGCGGUAGAAGACGUCGCCGAUGACGUGUCCAGCCACGGCGACGACCAGCCGGCAAAAAAAAAGAGCAAGCGCAAGGCCAGCACGACCGAUCUGCCCGAACUCGAGGUUGACGUCAGCCUGCCGGAGCCGCCGUCCAAGCGGGCCAAGCGUGCGCUGAAGAAGGGCAAGCCGCUGCCGCCGCGGCCGAAUCCGCUCGCCGACAGCAAGGACGACGCCGCCGACGACGACGGUGCCGGAAAGAGCGGCAAGAACGGCAAGAACGGCAAGCCAUCCAAGGAACGGUCUCAAUUUGGUGUCUGGAUCGGCAACCUGGCCUUUACGGUCACGCGCACGCAGCUGUUCCAGUGGCUCGUCGAGAGCUCCGGCGGGACCAUUGCCGAGGCUGACAUCACGCGCGUCAACCUGCCGACGUCGUCGCGUCGACCGGGACAGCCUCCACGGGACCGAGAGGCCGAGCCUGCCGGCGCGGCCGGUGGUGUGGCCCUGGCCGUCCAGAACAAGGGCUUUGCUUACGUCGACUUUGCCACGUACGAGGCGCAGGUCGCCGCCGCCGCUCUGUCCGAGACCGAGCUGGACGGACGGCGCGUGCUGAUCAAGGACAGCAAGUCGUUUGAUGGCCGGCCGGCCAAACCGGCUGCAGUCGCGGCCGACGGCGAGACGGCAGCAGACAAAGACGGAAGCGGAGCGGCAGCAGCAGCGUCGGCCGGUGCUGCGAGCUCUACGGCUACAAAGGUCUUUGUCGGCAACCUCGGCUUCGAGACGACGGAGGAAGACCUGCGGCGGCAUUUUGCGCCGUGCGGAACCAUUGCCUGGGCCAAGGUGGCCACCUUUCCCGACAACACGGAAAAGUGCAGGGGAUACGGCUGGGUGCAGUUUGGCCUGCCCGAGGUCACCGACGGGACGCAGCCGACGCCGGCCGAGGCCGCCGCUUCGGCCGUCUUGGGCUUUGUCCGCAUCAAGGAGGCCGUAGACACAGAAGAGGACUUUGUCGCCGAGGCUCUGGCGGCCGAGGCCAACAAGACAACUGAGACAGACGAGGCGGCCGCCACAGCGACGACACUGUCGGUAAAACCAAAAGAGGCCCGGUUCCGGACGCGCAAGUGGUGGGUCAACAUGCUCAAAGGCCGCACCCUCAAGGUGCAGUUUGCCGAGGACGAUCAGGCUCGGUACAAGAAGCGGUUCGGCAAGGACCGGCCACAGAAGCAGCUGCCACAACAACAGCAGAGGCAGACAGAACAGCCGCAGACCCAACACAAGAGGCCCAGGCAAGAAAAGUGGCAGGACAAGACGGCACGCAAUGAAGAGGCUGCUGCUCCGUCAGACAAGCCCUUCAAGUUCCAAGACCUCAGCAUCGCUCAGCGGACAGGUGCCGUGACAGCGUCGCUGGGCAAGAAAACCAUGUUAGAAUAG
This is a messenger RNA of Grosmannia clavigera kw1407, 1455 nucleotides long. Its product is annotated as RNA-binding protein. NCBI's taxonomy places the organism in Eukaryota, Fungi, Ascomycota, Sordariomycetes, Ophiostomatales, Ophiostomataceae. Gene Ontology annotation, cellular component: cytosol. The record is from RefSeq and is a predicted model, not a curated record. The transcript has a single exon. Gene Ontology annotation, molecular function: mRNA binding. Bases 1 to 1455 code for a protein of 484 amino acids.